AUGGCUUUCAAGAGUGCCCUUCCUCCCUUUGCAAAGCGCCCACGUGCGCAGAGUAAUUGGCCCGACGCGAGGAGCAGAUUUCUUUACGCUCUCCGAGAAAACUUCUCGGUGUCGACGUGGAUCCUCCUUGGGGCUCUGCUACAGUCACUCAUCGUCUUUAUCAUACCGCGCUUCUAUGCCAUGCUUCCUUCUCUUAUUGUGCUUGGAGUCCGUCUAGCAGAUACAAUGGCCAUUACUCUGGGUCGAAAGAAAAACCACUACCUCGAUGAAGCUCUUCCGUACCGCGUUUCUCCGCAAAUCCCGGACGAGGAUGGCACUUUUCACGAGGAAGCAUCGGAAGAAAAGCUUGCUGUUUUCAUGCUAGGAGCCAAGGUCAAUCACCCGCUUGGAAUUUUUGCCCCCAACGUCAAGACUAUCGGCGACUAUCUGAGCCAAAUGAUCCGGGAUCUCGAGGCUGAGAAUCCUGAUCUUGGCUACUACGGUGGUUCCAACUGGACGAGCCAGGAUAAAAACGGUGCGACAGAGCUCAUGAACCUGAGUUACUGGCGGUCGGCCGAAGAUAUCCACAAAUUUGCGUACGGCAAGCUGCAUCGCGAAUGCUGGGACUGGUGGACUAAGACGAUCAAAGAAAACGAUCAUAUCGGCAUCAACCACGAAAUCUUCGAGGUGGACCGCAAGCACUGGGAGGCCAUCUACGUCAAUUUCCAGCCGACGAUGCUGGGCGCCACGACGUAUCUGAGAAAAGGCGACAAGAUGGUUGGUGGCACCGUCGAAGACCAAUGGAUCUCUCCCCUUGUUGACGCCAGCAGGGGCAAGCUGAGGAGCAGUGCCGGUCGACUGGGCCGACAGCCAGGGGAGCUCUAUGAAAAGCAUGGACUGGCCCCGGGUGCUACUUACGACGAGUAA
Molecule: messenger RNA, 906 nt
Organism: Fonsecaea nubica
Lineage: Eukaryota; Fungi; Ascomycota; Eurotiomycetes; Chaetothyriales; Herpotrichiellaceae
Exons: 2
Coding region: 1-906 (301 amino acids)
Source: RefSeq, a predicted model, not a curated record